UAUUUUAUAAUAUUUGCUUAUAACGAAACGAAUUCAAUGAUGGCGCCCAUCGAAUUUGCAGCGGGACUGGUUUAACAAAUCAUUGGACACUGACAUUUUAAUGAGUCAUAUUUUCGGUGUUACGAAUUAUGUUGUUUAUGCGGACAUCUACUUAAACUGCGAUAAUUUAACAAAUUAAAACUUAACAUAAAUUAUUUCAGUCACUGCUUACAAUAAGUACAAUGGCUGCAACUCGAAGAUUACAAAAGGAACUAAAUGAUAUAAGGCAAUCAGGACUAAAAUCAUUUAGAGACAUACAAGUUGAUGAGUCAAAUAUCUUAACAUGGCAAGGAUUAAUCGUUCCUGACAAUCCCCCCUACAAUAAAGGUGCUUUUCGUAUCGAGAUUAACUUUCCUGCAGAAUAUCCGUUCAAACCUCCAAAAAUAAGCUUUAAGACAAAAAUCUAUCAUCCAAAUAUUGAUGAAAAAGGUCAAGUUUGCCUUCCUAUUAUCAGUGCUGAGAACUGGAAACCUGCCACAAAGACUGAUCAAGUGAUUCAAGCUCUCGUUGCUCUCGUAAAUGACCCUGAACCGGAACAUCCUUUGCGUGCAGAGCUCGCCGAGGAAUUCCUAAAGGAUAGGAAAAAAUUUACAAAGAAUGCUGAGGAAUUUACUAAAAAGCACAGUGAAAAGCGACCUACUGAUUAAAAAUUUGUUUAAAUGAAUUUACAGCAUCAGAACUAACAUAACUGGACUUGUCAAAGUGUUUAUACGUCACAUUUGUGUCAUUUAUUGAUUUUACAUUAUCAAAUUAUUUUUUUUGUAUAUGUAGGAUUUAAAUUUAUAAAAUAUUUAUAAAUUCCAAUUAGUGAUGAGACAGAAAAUAUGCUCCCUACAAGAACAUAUUAUCUACAUUUUUUUUUUACUAGCACUUUAACAAGUCUUCUGAGUUAUAUUAGAACUGAAGAUGGAAUUUUGCUGUAAAUACCAUAUAUGCUACAGGAUACAAAUAAACUUCAUAAGAUCCACACAAUGCUUGCAAAAUUUGAGCACCAAUAAUUAUAUGAUCAAAAUAUUUUAGCAAAUUGCUAUUUCUUAAAAAACAGCUUUUUAGAAUUAUUGUUUUUAAGUUACAAUUAAAAUUAAAAAUAAUUUAGUUGAAAUUUUUCAUUUGAUUUAUAAUAUUUAUUUAACAAUAUUAGCUCUGCCAAUUUAAAAACAGAAACUAAGUAUUUAAUUAAACAUUUUAAUACACUUUUGAUUUCUUUGGGUACUUUAAAUUCAAAAAAUAUAAUGUUUAAUAUCACAUAAUGAACUUGUAAAAUAAAAACAUAAUUAUUUAAAUAUUUAAAAGAUUAUUUGAAAUCAAAUAUCUGUAAAUAAAUGAAAACACAACUAAAUUGAAAAUAUAAUUCUGUCGUAACAUCUUUAUUUAUCUUUCAUCACCUUAAUAAAUGAAUCCUGUAUAACAAGAAUUAAAUAAAUUAAAAAAAUUAUGAAUGCA
Messenger RNA from Melitaea cinxia (Glanville fritillary), 1482 nucleotides. RefSeq names its product ubiquitin-conjugating enzyme E2 L3 (gene Ubc10). The record is from RefSeq and is a predicted model, not a curated record. Lineage: Eukaryota; Metazoa; Arthropoda; Insecta; Lepidoptera; Nymphalidae. The coding region runs from base 222 to 686 and encodes 154 amino acids. The transcript is spliced from 4 exons.